AUGACUGCCCUGGUUCCAGACAACAUGGCAAGACUCAGAAUCCACAGGGACAGACAUCACAGAUUGCUAAGAAAGGUGAAACCUGCUAUUGGAUGGAUUUCGCCAGGGAAAUGCCACAAAGUCCCCAACUGGGAUACUUCAUUGCCAGCGAGUUUGAGCCAGCCUUCAGCACUCAUGGAAAGGCCCCGUGUGUUCUUUCUUGUCCACAACAUCA
Messenger RNA from Rangifer tarandus platyrhynchus (Svalbard reindeer), 214 nucleotides. The record is from the annotation of a GenBank genome assembly. Lineage: Eukaryota; Metazoa; Chordata; Mammalia; Artiodactyla; Cervidae.